Messenger RNA from Manihot esculenta (cassava), 1549 nucleotides. RefSeq names its product cucurbitadienol 11-hydroxylase. The record is from RefSeq and is a predicted model, not a curated record. Lineage: Eukaryota; Viridiplantae; Streptophyta; Magnoliopsida; Malpighiales; Euphorbiaceae. Gene Ontology annotation, molecular function: monooxygenase activity; iron ion binding; heme binding. Gene Ontology annotation, biological process: sterol metabolic process. The transcript has 9 exons. Bases 1 to 1434 code for a protein of 477 amino acids.
AUGGAGAUGUGGUCUGUUUGGCUGUACAUUAUAAGUUUGAUUAUAAUAAUUGCAACACAUUGGAUUUACAGGUGGAGGAAUCCAAAAUGCAAUGGAAAAUUACCUCCUGGCUCCAUGGGUAUCCCUUUCAUUGGAGAAACCAUACAGUUCCUAAUUCCAAGUAAAUCACUUGAUGUCCCAAAUUUCAUCAAGAAGAGAAUGAACAAGUAUGGUCCGCUGUUUCGGACAAACUUAGUGGGUCGGCCAGUUAUUGUAUCAUCAGACCCUGAUUUCAACUAUUACCUUCUUCAACGGGAAGGGAAAUUAGUAGAAAGAUGGUACAUGGAUUCCUUCUCUAAGCUUCUUCACCAUGAUGUCACGCAGAUUAUUAUCAAACAUGGCUCUAUACACAAGUACUUGAGAAAUUUGGUGUUGGGUCAUUUUGGCCCUGAGCCACUCAAGGACAAACUGCUGCCUCAGUUAGAGUCUGCUAUUAGCCAAAGAUUGCAGGAUUGGUCUAAGCAACCCAGCAUUGAAGCCAAAAGUGCCAGUUCUGCUAUGAUAUUUGAUUUUACAGCAAAAAUACUAUUUAGUUAUGAACCAGAAAAAUCAGGGGAAAACAUAGGUGAAAUUUUCUCUAAUUUCUUGCAAGGACUUAUGUCAAUCCCCUUAAAUAUCCCUGGCACAGCUUUCCAUAGAUGUUUAAAGAAUCAGAAGAGAGCGAUACAAAUGAUCACAGAGAUACUAAAAGAGAGACGCAGUAAUCCAGAGAUUCAUAAAGGAGAUUUCUUGGAUCAGAUUGUGGAAGAUAUGAAAAAAGACAGUUUUUGGACAGAAGAAUUUGCUAUUUAUAUGAUGUUUGGGCUCCUCCUUGCCAGUUUUGAGACUAUCUCAUCUACUCUUGCUUUAGCUAUCAUAUUUCUCACUGAUAACCCUCCCGUCGUUCAGAAAUUGACGGAGGAGCAUGAGGCAAUCCUGAAGGCUAGAGAAAAUAGAGAUUCAGGACUUUCAUGGAAAGAAUAUAAAUCCUUGAGUUACACUCAUCAGGUUGUGAAUGAAUCUCUCCGGCUGGCAAGUGUUGCUCCUGGAAUAUUGAGAAGGGCCAUCACAGACAUUCAAGUUGAUGGGUAUACAAUUCCCAAAGGCUGGACUAUCAUGGUUGUUCCGGCCGCCGUUCAAUUGAAUCCUAACACCUUUGAAGAUCCCCUCGUCUUCAAUCCUUCAAGAUGGGAGGACAUGGGAGCUGUGGCAAUGGCAAAGAACUUCAUAGCUUUUGGAGGAGGAUCAAGAUCUUGUGCUGGAGCUGAGUUUAGCAGAGUUCUAAUGUCUGUGUUUGUACAUGUUUUUGUCACUAAUUACAGGUGGACGAAAAUCAAGGGAGGAGACAUGGUCCGAUCACCGGCUUUGGGAUUUGGCAAUGGUUUUCACAUUCGAGUUUCAGAAAAGCAGCUGUGAUUCAAGAGCCCAUUUGCCUUUGUUUUCUUAAUAUAUCAAUAAAAAUAUGGCCAGCAGAUUUCCACUGCUCUCAAUUUAAAGUUCAAAAUAUUAAGUGAAAAAUAUUACAAAAGAA